AUGGAGCCCGCCAACAUUGCGACGUACUACAAGCAGCUCGCUUGCAGCGUCAAGCUCGCUACACCAGCCGAGCGUCAAGCUCAAGGCAUAACCCUUAGUGAAGCGGGGCAAAUGCGUCGAGCGGUCAUGGUUGCGCCUGUCGAGUUCUCCAAGACUAAAAGACGCGGACCUGCUUAG
Cryptococcus amylolentus CBS 6039 is the source of this 177-nucleotide messenger RNA. RefSeq lists its product as hypothetical. The record is from RefSeq and is a predicted model, not a curated record. Bases 1 to 177 code for a protein of 58 amino acids. NCBI's taxonomy places the organism in Eukaryota, Fungi, Basidiomycota, Tremellomycetes, Tremellales, Cryptococcaceae. The transcript is spliced from 2 exons.